Molecule: messenger RNA, 1509 nt
Organism: Cyphellophora europaea CBS 101466
Lineage: Eukaryota; Fungi; Ascomycota; Eurotiomycetes; Chaetothyriales; Cyphellophoraceae
Exons: 1
Coding region: 1-1509 (502 amino acids)
Biological process (GO): regulation of DNA-templated transcription
Molecular function (GO): DNA-binding transcription factor activity, RNA polymerase II-specific; zinc ion binding
Source: RefSeq, a predicted model, not a curated record
AUGGGACUCACAAGUUCUUCAUCUCGCUCCCGCCAUGGCUGCAAAACAUGCAAAAUCCGGCGUGUGAAAUGCGAUGAAACACGACCGAGCUGCAACAAGUGUGUUCAGACUGGUCGCAAAUGCGAUGGACCAUUGACCGAGAGAAUCAUCAUAAACUACGGGCAUCAACAUGUCAAUGCCCCAACAAGUGUUACAAAUCAGUCCCUGACCACGACGAACCCAGUGCACAAGCCCUUCACCAAUCCUGAUGAAGCACGGGCUUUCGAGUAUUUUGUGCAUCGAGCUGCACCUGCACUGGCUGGUAGCCUGGAUUCGUACUUUUGGAUGACUCUGCUGCCGCGAUUGAGCCAGUCCAGCCAAGCCAUUCGCAAAGUUGUCCUCGCAAUCAGCACACUGUAUGAGCAUCCUCUAACCGACGCUUAUCGUAGCGAUGGAAUACACUACAGUACUUGGCAACACCGAGCGAUGACCUGGUAUCGAGAAUCACUCUCGCUAGCUUUGCAGCCUCAAACCGCCAUCGACGAAAAGCAGCAACUUGAAUUCUCUAUGUUAUCCUGCCUCCUGUUCGCCAGCGUAGAAAUACAACACGCUAACGUGCAGACUACACUCACAUUACUGCGGCAAGGCUAUAGACUGAUUGAGAGGUACCUGACACUUCAGACUCUGACCUCCUCCCGGAGCCCGGUCUGGAUCGAGGAUAUCGUCUUGCCAUUCCUCGUGCGGCAGGCUGUUCUCUUCACCAUCUUCGGCCACGUGCUGCCAUCAGGGUUCUUUGCCAUCGUUGACAGGCUUGUGUCGACCAAUCAAACCGUCAUCCAUUCAAUUGCAGACGCCCGAACAGCUAUCUACUCCAUUAUUUUCCGUGUCUUCAAUCUCGUGCAGGAUGCAACAGUCUCAAAUAUCGGCGAUAUUGUAAUAAGGAAUAACGUCGCCGAGAGACAACACUCCCUUAUGGAACAGCUAUGUCAGUGGCACAGCGAAAUCGAUCGUUUCAUGGCUGAGACGGCCCGGUCCUCCACGGAACAGGCUACAUGCCACACCUUGAUUUGCAACCAAGGAGUGGCAUGUAUUUGGCUCGGUCGUGUACUGGACACCCCCGGCGUGAAUCCGUCGAUUGAGGACGGUAUGUUCCACGAGAUCUUGUUACAUGCGGAAAGGGCCCUCGAUUGUUUGGCCAGAGCCUCCGAUGAGCCUGGGGUUAUACCAUUCGUUUUCGAAUCAGGCACUGCCGCUCCUCUGUUUUUCGUAGGGUGGCAGUGUCGCUCCCGCGACUUACGUCGCCAAACGCUUGCAUUGAUGAAGCGCCUUCCGCUUCAAGAGAGUCUGUUCGUAAAAGAGCUCCAGAUCAUCGCUAUGAAAAAAAUCAUAGCAUUGGAAGAGGGCUUUUCCACAAAACAUUUCGAUGAGGCCGAGAAGGCACGACUGCCCCACGUGAGCCAUUCAAUGCCGUUGAAUCAAGUCGUUUGUAAGUACCGGAUUUUCCUCGCAUUCCCCCGUUUUUGUAACUGA